Molecule: messenger RNA, 681 nt
Organism: Anopheles coustani
Lineage: Eukaryota; Metazoa; Arthropoda; Insecta; Diptera; Culicidae
Exons: 3
Coding region: 49-540 (163 amino acids)
Source: RefSeq, a predicted model, not a curated record
ACUACAGAAGAUCGGUGCACGAGACAAUUUCGGCCUUAAAACGACACGAUGUCGCUUUGUGAUUUCUCCAACAACCUUAAAGUACAUGGUUACAUCGUAGGCAUUCUUUUAACAUUCGGCUGUAUCAGUUCGUUAGGGAGAUCUUAUCAUAUUACGAAUGCCACAAACAGCGGGUUAGAGAGCGAAAUAGAAGGUUUUGAUCAUUCGACUUUUAACGGAGGGUCGACUAAUGCUUCCACCCUUCUUGUUGGCUUGGCAUUGGUGAUUAUCUACUGGUAUGGUUUCCUCAAGAGAAAUCGGCCCUGCAUUCUUGUAUCUAUGGUGUUCGUAGCUCUCGGUAUCAUAGUCUCGAUAAUUAUGUUUAUUUUUGGCAUUCUGGCCGUAAUCGGAAGUGGCUGGCCUGGAUUGAUUUUGGUGGUGCUCGGGCUCAUCUUCAUGGCUGUUGAGAUGUACAUGUGGCAAGUCAUGGCUCAGCUGCGCAAAUCAUUUUUGAAUGAUCCGAUGCCGAAUGCUGAAACGGUGAACAACGUGCCAGUUUAAUACAAAAUACAAUGAUUCGUGACUCAUCACGGUUACAGUGGACGGUUAAUGGAAUCCAGUUACCCAAUAGGGAAUUUACAGUCCACCAUUUGUUUAAAAAGUGCAGUGUUUAUCCGUCAAGCAAUGGUGUGUACAUCCACG